CAUCAGCAUCAUGUAAAACAGAUGAAAGUCCAGGUGAAGUUAAUGAUUUUAAUAAUACAAAUAAUGGUCAAACACAUACAUAUAAUGAUCAACAAUACCAACAAAAUGAUUGUUCAUUAUCAUCAUUAAUUCCACCACAACAUAAAUCUAAACAAACAUGUCUAAAAACAAAAGAAAUUAGUUGUACAACAGAUGAUGGUUUUUGGAUACAAAAACAAUAUUAUAAUGAAUUAGAUGAUACAUCAAAAGAAUUAUUUGAUUCAUUAAUGGAUAAAUUAGAAAAAAUUCGUAUAGCCAAUGAAGAAAAUGCAGCUAAAAAACAACAACAUCUUGUUGAAAGAACAAGAUCAAAUAAAUCAUCUGUUUUUAAUUCAACUAUUUCAUUAUCAACAAUAACACAAUCAAAUGAUGAAAAAGAUUUAACAAUUAAAUUAACAGAAGAUGAACAAAAUAAUAAGGUUGAAGAAUCAACAACCAAUAAUGAUGAAAAAAAAAACCAAUGA
Molecule: messenger RNA, 503 nt
Organism: Rotaria sordida
Lineage: Eukaryota; Metazoa; Rotifera; Eurotatoria; Philodinida; Philodinidae
Source: the annotation of a GenBank genome assembly